Molecule: messenger RNA, 2817 nt
Organism: Laetiporus sulphureus 93-53
Lineage: Eukaryota; Fungi; Basidiomycota; Agaricomycetes; Polyporales; Laetiporaceae
Exons: 2
Coding region: 263-2452 (729 amino acids)
Source: RefSeq, a predicted model, not a curated record
GCACAAAUGAUGAGGCCAGAAUGCGUGAACCACACGUGGAUGCCCUGGACCCAUGAAACGAGCGUCAUUAUUAUUCUUACAUGUACCGCAGCGACUGAAUUGGCCAGAUUGAAGAAGUGAAUUUUCAAUGAGCCACUAUCUGCUACAUCGUGCAAUGCACAUGUCCAAAUAUAUUGGCAUGCACUCUAUUGCCAACUCCCCGUUCAAGUGCUACCUCGAUACUUAGUCUACCUGUACCUAUUUUCUGGGCACUCUUCACGAGAUGCAGCAUCCAGAUGACGCACCAGACAAGGGUGCCAACCGUGAUGUUGUUUCCUGGUGUCGGGAUACCGUAUGGCUUGGCGGCCCACACAAUGGGUACCGUCUCUGCCUUUCUCUCGCGGAGUACGAUGCGUGCCGCCGGUAUCGGCGUCGUCCAUAUUCCCCUACAUCGGACCACGAUAUUGGCUUUGAGGAAGCAGCCCUUUUCCAAAGUCUCCUGACUUUCGGACUAGUCGAGGCCGUUACAGGGCAGAAGCUGCGAGAAGAGCAGCUCAUUCGCACCUCGCCCACCGGUGAGAGGGUCAUCAGCUGCGAGAAUCUUUCUCCCGUCCUCGCAGACUUUCGACGGCGCCUGAAUGACCUCAAAGAAGACAGGUCCGCCUUGCAGGUUUGGCACGACCAAAUCGAGGACACGUUGAUGCAAGCGCAGGAGCUCUUGCUGACCGGUUUUAUGGAUGCGGAGCAGAACUUACUCCAUGGCGUUGGAUUGGAGGAAGGGACCAUUGGCAAGAUUCAGUAUAUGAUUGCUGCUAUAGGGGAAGCCCUAACCCUGUCUCGGCUGUUCAAACAUUACACGUCGCUUGAAGGCACUCGUGCUCCUCAUUGGGGAUGGGCACGUAAAUACCGGUCCAAAGACGUAUACGGCGAAGAAAUGCGUGCGAGGGGGUGGUGUCCAUUCACCAUCGAGACAUUUACGGAUAGACUAUGCGUUCUGGGGUACGCGCAUAGUCAGCCUCCACCUUUUCGCCCGACGACAUAUCGUUCACACGAAACCUGUACAAUGCUGCUCUGCAAGGCGAAUGAUGUCGUUCCUGGAACCUAUCGCACUCGCCACGUCUCGGAAGACUGCGGAUGUUUAUUUCACAAACCUCCACUAUCACAAGUCACUGCUGCCAUUUUAGCCGAACAGAUUCCUGUAAUCAAGGUUAUCGGCUCCGAUGAUCAACCGCUGCAGGUCAUCUGCAUGUCCAGCGAUAACACUCCCUAUGUCGCCAUUUCGCAUGUGUGGGCUGAUGGGCUUGGGAGCACUACCGAGAGCGGGCUGCCUACCUGUCAGCUGCAACGACUAGCGGCUCUGACAGAGUCGUUGAUGCCAGGAGCACCUUUCUGGAUCGACUCACUUUGCAUCCCAGAGGAUCGUACUUCGCGCAAGCAAGCCAUCAGAAUGAUGGCCCGCACUUACAGCGAAGCACAGGUCGUGCUAGUAAUUGAUGCCGGCAUAUAUUCGUGUCCAGUCGACGCUCCGAUAGAGCGAAGGCUGUUAGCAAUCAGGGCGUCGGCAUGGGUUCAGCGACUUUGGACAUUACAGGAAGCCCUUCUGGCACGAGAGUUGAAGUUCCUUUUCGGUGGAUGCGUGGUAGACUUCAAAGACUUUCUCAAAGCAGGGAACGACGACGACACGAACCUUGAUCCAGUGCAAACACCCCUGCUCCUGGAAGUUGCCCGGCUUUGGAGCCAGAGGAAACGGAUUCAGAAAGACUUCAAGCUCAGUCUUUCCGAAGUCGUCCAGUCGCUUCAGAGGCGCACAUCGAGUAAGAUAGAGGACGAGCCUCUAGCAAUUGCGAGCUUACUCGGUGUCAACGUAAAGAAAAUAGUCGACACGCCACGCAGUGAGCGCAUGAAGGCGCUGCUGUUGGACCUCCAAACAAUACCUUCUAGCAUCAUCUUCAUACAUGAUGGAGAGAAGCUCAAGAAUCCAGGAUUUGGCUGGGCACCUGCAUCGUUCAUGAUUGAUGCUGUAGCAUCCGCGACGGAGGAGACUGCUUAUUGCACAUCUGAUGGUCUGAUCGCCAAUUAUUACUGCCUCCACAUUGACUCCAUGACCUUUGGUGCAAAGGGGCCUUAUUGCCUGCUGGACAAAGUGAAUCGCUGCGGCUUCUGGCUGGUCGGGGUGAAAACGUUCAGCGAUACUGUCGGAGCCGCUUGCAACGCACUGCUCCUGGAGAGGUCACCAAGACUUGAUGCAAUCGUUAUUGCGGGCGCUCUUGUAUCGUUGCAACAGAUAGACACCACCGUACGGUCAGAAGAACCAGAACGGAUCCAGGUUCAAGGCAUAUGCACAUAUCUCGGAACUGCUGGCGUUAGAUUUUGCACGUUCGACGACCUGAGAAAAUUGAUACUUUCGGGCCCUGGGUACGUCGACGAAGGAAAUGUCAAGGACUCUGAGCGUCUAACUCUGUGCAUAAAGUGAAGUCAAUGUAGAUACAGUAAGGGCUACAGUAUGUGUGCAAAAUCUCAUGAUGCCCACUUUGUUGCAUAUACUCUACUUACUUUGGCCAGAGUUCGAGAUGAGCCGCGGCGCCAUUCGUUUGGGGCUGUGAGUGCUGUGCAUGUCUGGAAACACGGUAACGGUUCCUGAUGAUCCGACAAAUCACUAUCUAUAAGCUGUAUGAGAGUGCGAAGCGUUUCAGAGUGUCUCUCCUGAUGGAUGGUGAUCAGUCUAUUAACACACCAGCGUCCGCACGGAAUGCCGAGCGUUGCUAAUCCCGAUGAGGGAGGAGCAUGACGAAUUUCAUAAAAGUGACGGUUAGGCUGUGGCUGGCCUUAAGUUAAUGU